ACAAGCGAGGGUUGCAUCUCCUUUUCAAGAACCUUUCUGACUCCUCCAAGUCCCGCACGCUCUCUAGGAUCACCCAGCGAUCUUCCUUCAAAGAAGAGAUGUCGGCUGGAACAGGCAACCUUGAGUUAGGUUUCGGAGUUUUCUUUUUUUCAAAGCAUCGCAGCCUUUCACAGUUUCCUAGCUCAGAAGUCGUGGAAUGGAGUUCUUUCAUGCCUCGAUGGCGUCGUGCAUUCGGAAACUUGUCUCCGUUUGAUCGGCUGGAAAACGAAUUUAUUUCUUCCAAUUCCUGGCUAUGCAGUUUUUUUAAUUCUGACAAGAAAUGUUUGUUUAGGGUCGUGAGUCGUAUGCUUAAAGUUUCCAAUAGUCGCUCACCUUUCCUAGUCUUAUGUUUUUUUUUUUCUCUCUCUCGUCUUGCAGAAUCUGGAGCUAAUGCUGUCGUGGCGAGCUCAGCUGCAGACGAUAACCAGCCAGUCUCCCCUCCACGUCCAGCCGCCCAGUCCGGUGGCGACCGCUCGCCUCACGAUGGCCAGAGCUCGCCUCAAAAUGGAGAAAGCAUGGCUCACGACGACGGAAACGUGGCUGCUGACGGAAACGUGGCAACUAAUAAUGAACCUGGUGCCAGAAACGAGCAGCCUGACGACGAGCGUAGGCCUGACGAUGGGCGUAGGCCUGACGACGGCUCAACUGCACCUGUGGUUUCGCCGUUCGACGCUACCGCCGUAGCUGCACGUGCCGAAGUCCCAGCGGCACCUGCUGCGCCGUUGACGGAAACGGAAGUUGGAGGUGUCGAACCGGAAGGAAUGGAGGCGGAAAGAAUGGAGACGGAAAGAAUGGCGACGGAUAAAACGGAGGCGGACGGAAUUGAAACGGAGAAAACGGAGGCGGGAAGGAUGGAGACGGAAAGUUUGGAGGAAGGUCCAGCUGUUACCGCGUCACAAGCUCUGGACUACCCUACUUCGUCUGCUCCUGCUAAAAACGUUGCUGACGGUCCCACGUCGACUGUUCCGACUGCUGACGUCGAUCACGUGGUCAACACUGCACCGGAUACGAAUGCCUCCGCUGUAGCAGCUCCAAGUGCUGUGGAUGAUGCGCCGACUAGUAUGGAGGAGGAUGACGCGGCCAAGUUAGCACAGCCAGUCCAGGACCGUCCCGCUCCGGCUCCGCCUCUUGCGGCCGGUGGUGACCUUGCUGGUGGUGCUGAUGUUAUUGCCGUUUCCGCAGCAGCAGCGGCGCAGGGUCAGCCUGAGCAAGAGCAGGGGGAACAGGGGAUGCGCGCGCAAGGCGUGCUCGCGCAAGGGAUGCACGAGCGGAGCCGUCAAGGGGAGAACCCGCAGGAAGACGAGGCGCGCGGCGAGCGGGAGAAGCACGAUCUCGACCAAGGGGACGAGCAGGCGCGCGAGAGGGAGAGAGACGCAUCGAGCUUUCUUACUGCUGGGACUGUACCGAGCGCGCUGAUGCAGGCCGACGCAGAGGAGCAAAUGCGCGAUCAAGUGAAGGAGAGAGAAGAGGAGGAGGUAGAGGGAAAAACAGCGGAGAAAGUAGAGGGCCCUGCGGCUACCACAGCGGAACAAGAGCAGCAGCAGUUGGGGGGCGUGAGUGAAGGUCCCAAGGCCACACAGGGCCAUGCGACUCCCGUUGUUGUUCCUGAACCGCCGGUACCGCCUAUUAGCUCCCGAGCACCCAUGGAAUCAGAAGCGCCUGCAAGCUCACAGAUACCCGUGGAUUCGGCACCAGCUACGGCGGACUCAAGGCCUUCGCCGCCCCUUGAGCCGCCGCAACCAGUAGAGCAGCUACAACCGCAGGCGCCACAGUCGCAGCCGCUGCAGCCGUCACAGGUGACUGCUGAGUCGACUCAAAAGUCGCCACAGCCGCUAGAGCCGUCACAACCGGUAGUGCCGCCACGGCCUCUUGAUGCGCCGCAGGCAGAGCCCCCGCAGGCAGAGCCCCCGCAGGCAGACCCGCUACUGGCAGAGCCCAUGCACCAUGACUCCCCGCCUGUGGAUCCUGCAGAGAUCGCGCAGCAAUCCGCGCAGCAGUCUGCCCAGCCGGAUGGGGUAAUCGCAGGGGCGGGAAUGGCGGAAGGGGAAGUUGCGGGGGCAGGAAUGCCAGAUGCGGAGAUGGGUGGAGUGGGCGAGGCGGGUGGAAUGCAGGCGCCAGAGGCGCACGCUCCCGCGGAUGGGGGGUUCCCCGCGCACGUUGCUCCGCUUGCGCCUCUGGGCACUGAGGGGCAUCCAUACGCCGGUCCUAGUAAUGAGCAAAUGGAGUAUCAGCAGCAACAACACCAGCAGCAGCAGCAGCAGCAGCAGCAGCUGCAGCAGGAGCAGCAGCAGCAACAGCAACAGCAACAGCAGCAGCAGCAACAGCAACAGCAACAGCAACAGCAACAGCAGCAGCAGCAACAGCAACAGCAGCAGCAGUAUCAGCAGCAGCAACAACAGCUGCUGCAGCAGCAGCAGCAGCAACACAUGAUGCCUCAUGCCUUCCCCCACGCCCACAUAGACCCAUCCAUGCACAUGCAUCCUCACAUGCACAUGCAACAGCAGCAGCAACACGACCAUAUACAAGCAGCAGCGGCCGCAGCGGCGGCUUCCGCGCACUUGCCCCCCCCGCAACCCCACAUGUUCCCCCAGCAGGGGCACAUGGGCGCGCCUCAGGCGCACAUGCCCCCCCCCCAGGCGCACAUGCCUCCGCCAGGCCACAUGGGCGCACCCGGGCACAUGGGGCCAGGGGGGGAGGUUGUGGGGAUGGCUGUAACCGAAGGAAUCCCCAUGCAUCCCAUGGCAAUGCACCAUCCCAUGCAUCAUACAAUGCCUCACGCCAUGCCGCAUACCAUGCCGCCAGGCUCAGUCCUCCCCUCCCAACUCGCCCAGCAUGUGUCAGUCCUCCAUCCCACACCCGUCCACCUCUCUCCCACACCCGUCCAUCUCUCCCCCACAUCAAUGGCCAUGGUUUCCUCGGCGAAAUCCGAAGGGGCGAUCUCAGCCGUCCCUUCGCUGGACCAGCCGCUAAUGCUCAGCCGAGCCUCAGCCUUGGCGGCGCUCGGAGCUGACCCCGAGGCUUGGAACCGCUUGUCGGCGGUUCGGCGGCGGGUGGCAGUGACAGGGCAGGUGAAGAAGGAGAUAUGCGAGCUGAAGCUACAAUUGGGAGACGUGUCUCAAGACGAGAUGGUGGAGCAGGUUUACAGGAGAUACGGAGUGAGGCUCAGUCGCACGACCGUCUCCAAGAUCCUCAAGGACGCUCCCAGGUGGCUGAGGGUGUCAGGAGCAGCAGCCAAGCAAAAGAGGUGCCGCAUGGCCAAGUUCCCGCAGAUGGAGGCUGCCCUAGCGCACUGGUACCGACAGGUGUCUUCGAUGCACGCCAACAUCAGCGACGCCAUGAUAGUGGACAAGGCUAGGCAGCUGUCAGUGGAGCUGAGCAUUCUGCCGGACGAGUUCAAGGUGUCGGACGGCUGGCUCUACCGCUUCAAGCGGCGCCACGAGCUGCCCACUGCACGCAAGCGAGCCCUGCCUGGCAUAAAGCCUGAAGACCAGAUGGGCGAGCAUGCAGGAGCGCUUCCCGCCCCCCAACAAGACUCAGCGGCAGGGCUUCACAGCAGCAUAAGUCCCUAUGGUACCAUGCUACCAUAUGGCGACCCAUCGCACAUGCAUGCAGCAGCUAUGGCAGGUGCAGCAGGAGGAGCGGGAAUCAGUGGUCAGCAGCACCCAAUGCACCCACACCAGCAUCACAUGAUCCCUCAUGACCCAUCGGGCAUGGGUGCCGCUGCUGCCUCUGCUGCAGGUGCGGCUGGAGCGGGUCUGGGAGGAGCCCUUGGCAUGCAUGGCAUGGCAGGGGGGUCGUUACAGGCACUGCAAGGCAGCCGUGGAGUGGGUUCUGGUGCUGGGGGGCUGGAUGGAGGGGAGGGGAUGGCGGAUGUGAUGGAAGGGAGUGAGUCCUAUGGAGAGUCGGAGGAUGAGGAAGAUGAAGGGAUGGAGGGAGGCAGUGGGGGGGAGAGUGGGUUUGGGAUGGGCGCGAGUAGAUGGUCAGGUGGGGGGAGUGGGAUGGGGAAGAGGAUGCAGAUGGCAGUGGCAUCGGCUAUGAGUGGGUUGAGCCCGGUGGAUAUAGAAAGGUACUCUCAGGUCAAGUCGCUGUUUGCUGGGGCUCUGAAAAAGCUAGAGUCGUUCCCUCGGCUGUGAAAGUAGCACAAUGGUAAUGGCGAGGACAAUGGCCAGGCUGAUGUCAAGCGGCACCAGGAAAUGCCUGAGUAUCAUUGGCGCUGUAGAAUCUGAGAGAUGUUUAGUGUUCAGGUAGGUUUACUUAUACACAGGGAUAUUUUUCUUGUCUUGCAUGUAGAAGAAUGAAGUAAUGGGGGAUGA
Closterium sp. NIES-67 is the source of this 4352-nucleotide messenger RNA. The record is from the annotation of a GenBank genome assembly. NCBI's taxonomy places the organism in Eukaryota, Viridiplantae, Streptophyta, Zygnematophyceae, Desmidiales, Closteriaceae.